Cryphonectria parasitica EP155 is the source of this 645-nucleotide messenger RNA. RefSeq lists its product as uncharacterized. The coding region runs from base 1 to 645 and encodes 214 amino acids. The record is from RefSeq and is a predicted model, not a curated record. The transcript is spliced from 2 exons. Lineage: Eukaryota; Fungi; Ascomycota; Sordariomycetes; Diaporthales; Cryphonectriaceae.
AUGUGGCAAUAUCAAAAGUAUCACCACAAUACGCCAUUUCUCGGAGUUUGCGUCUCGUACACCCGAGAACUGAAAGCGAACUCUGCAAUGGAUGGUGAAGGCCCUGGUGAAGAUCCGAGUCGUCGACUGGGCACCUCUUCGAGCAACUCUUCAAGCUCAGACAGUGUGGAAUACAUCAGUAGGAGCGACGACUCUAACGAGGAGGAACAAACGGAGGAGGCAGUGCAUACAGAAUCGCACACCGCAUUCGACCCCCGAACUGCGGCAUUGCCCAGGAUUCCCAACAACGUUCCACCGGAGGAGGUCCCUGAAGGCGUGGACCAAGGACGUCGAAGACAUACUCGUCAAGAGCCGUACCAAAUGCCACCACUCCGGCGUCAGGACGCUACGGUUUCUUUUGCGCCCUACAGUGCCGAUGGUAUGCGUCCAUUCGGCUCAAACCCGUGGAUGAGCACCGCAAGUAUUGCGUAUGGUGGCACCCGUGAUGGAGCAGCGAACAACCACCAUACCAAUGGCAACACCAAUGGUGGCACGGGCAAUAUACCCGGGUUCAGGGGCCACGAGCCACAAACGACUGGCGUCGAGCCUACGCGCACGGUUCCUGAAGAGUUUGAUCAGAGGACAGAGGAUAUUGAAGCCUGGUAA